AUGAAACCUCUUUGUAUUCACUUGCAAACUCAAAGUGUUCCCUCACGACAUUUACCAAAGAGGACAUUCUGGAUAAUUACAGUUCCAAUUACACAAGUAUACAUUGCAACAACGCCAAUCGAUGAUAAUUCACCAGGUAUUAUAGUGAACAGGAGUAAAACCUUCACUUGUACAACAAAUGCCGGUAGACCGUCAUCAAAGAUACAAUGGUAUAAAUCUAUAGACAACAUUACUAGUUUAGCUACUCCUCAGCCCGAUACUAAUUGUAAUAAUGGUAAAUGUAGAUCCUCUAGUGAACUGACGUACACUGUAACCAAAUCAGACGACGGGAAAGUGAUAUACUGUACAGCUGUGAAUGGUAAAGAUCCAAUGGUUAGAUCCGAAAACAAAACCAUUGUCAUCUGGUAUGGACCUAGCAAUGUUACCAUCUCCCCACAAACACCAACUUACACAGUUAAUGAGUCAACUGGUAGUGUUGGAGCAGUAACUUGUCAAGCCCAUGACUGCAAACCUGAAUGCGUAGUGAGAUGGAUUGGACCAACAUUUACUGGUGAUACCUCCCUGACCUACUCUGUAUUAAACCUGCGAAACAUUUUAAGGAACCAAACAGGAAACUAUUUUUGCAGGGCAGCACAUCAGGCCUGGAAUAAGACAUCUGUUUACAUUAGUGUUAUUGUCAAUUAUCGUCCAACCAAGGUCACCAUAACCCCACCAAAUCAGGUUUACACUGUUCGUGAGACUUCCGAUAGCGUUGGGCCAAUUAAUUGUACAGCCGAUUGUAAGCCUGAAUGUACAAUGGCAUGGAAUGGACCUAAUAUUCCUGAUGGUACCACAUCUGUAUUGAAUUUACAGAACAUCGAGAGAAACCAGGCUGGAGACUACCAGUGUAUGGCUACAAACAUUAUUGGCAGUGAGAUGUCUAUUAUAGUGAAUAUAACGGUUAUGUACGGACCAAAACAGGUUAUCAUAGAGCCAAACACACUUAUAUACACGAUAACAGAGACAACAGGAAAAAUUGGUCCUAUCACUUGCACAGCUGGAUGCAAUCCUAACUGUUCAAUGUCAUGGACAGGACCAACUAUUCGUAGUGGAGCUUUAUCAGUACUUCAUCUACAGAACAUUGAUCGUAAUCAAGCAGGGAGUUAUAUGUGUACGGCGACAAAUAAUUACGGGAGUAAGGCAUCUUCAAGUGUCAGUGUUAUUGUUGAGUGUGAGUAUCAGAUGUAUUAUUGUUUGAUUCAAUGA
This is a messenger RNA of Mytilus trossulus (common blue mussel), 1245 nucleotides long. RefSeq names its product carcinoembryonic antigen-related cell adhesion molecule 6-like. Bases 1 to 1245 code for a protein of 414 amino acids. The transcript has 5 exons. Gene Ontology annotation, biological process: B cell activation; regulation of B cell proliferation; negative regulation of B cell receptor signaling pathway. Gene Ontology annotation, molecular function: sialic acid binding; CD4 receptor binding; protein phosphatase binding. The record is from RefSeq and is a predicted model, not a curated record. Gene Ontology annotation, cellular component: recycling endosome; early endosome; plasma membrane. NCBI's taxonomy places the organism in Eukaryota, Metazoa, Mollusca, Bivalvia, Mytilida, Mytilidae.